This is a messenger RNA of Capsicum annuum, 3173 nucleotides long. RefSeq lists its product as uncharacterized. NCBI's taxonomy places the organism in Eukaryota, Viridiplantae, Streptophyta, Magnoliopsida, Solanales, Solanaceae. The transcript is spliced from 8 exons. The coding region runs from base 2286 to 3173 and encodes 295 amino acids. The record is from RefSeq and is a predicted model, not a curated record.
ACUUUUCCUCUUUCCUUCUUCUUCAUCACAACAAUUUAAUUCUAAACCAAAAAAAUUUCUUUGAUUUUUUAUCUAUACACUUUUGUUAAAGAUCAAAACUGCAUGUUCAUAUAUUGAUAUUGAACUAAUAAUUUCUUUAAAUAUUAAUGUUUCAAAUAUUGGUUAGCAAUUUGGGAUUCUACUAAGGUUAUGAAAAAAGGUUGAUUUGUUGAAGAUAAAAAAAAUUGAAAAAUUAUUGCCAGAAUCUGAUUCUUCACUCAAAUUUAGCUCACUUACCUCAUCUUCAUCUGAAACUUCCGUUUAUCCUUAUUUUCCAGAUCUAAGUAUCGGAAUGAUCCGACAAUCAUGAAAAAGUUAUGGGAUGCUGCUAGUGUUAAAGGGAAGAAGACUAUUGUUGCUAGUUCAAAGGAAAAAAAUGAUGUUGUAAAAAGAGACCCAUUACCACAGGGGAUGAAAUACGUUAUCAAAACUGUUCUACCUCAUCCUUUGAGGUUUGGCAUUUCAUUCAAACAUAACUUUGCGACUGAUGUGGAAUACUAUGUGGGCAAAAAGUGCUAAAUAUGUUUAAGGAAACAUGCUUUGGUGUGUUUGUUGAUAUGCCUAAAUCAAAUUUUCAAGGUCAAAUAACCAAAUGUUUGUUGAUGCUUGAGUAUAAACAAGAUAACCCAAAUGAAUUCCAUGUUUAUGUCAAGGGAAUAGUUCUGAAAUUUAUGAUAUUUGAAUUUGCUCUCAUUAGUGGUCUGAAUUGCACCUCAAACAUUGAGGACUUUCAGUAUUCGACUUCAGAUGGCUCUGUUUUAAUGACAAAGUAUUUCCCAGUGGCAAAAAAUAGAAUAUCCAAAAAAAAAUUUGUUCAGUGGUAUAAGAUGGGAAAUUUUGACAAUGACCAGGAUGCAUUGCAGAUGACCAUAUUAUUUUUUAUUCAUGCAUUUUUGUUGUCUGAAAUUGAUGAUGCAGCUGUUAGUUAUAUAGAAUUCAAUAUGGUAGCGGAUGGUCGAUAUGAACAAUAUCCGUGGGAGAAGAUUUCCUUCAACAAGUUGAUGAACUCGUUGAGACAGGACUUUUUUGUUGAAAAGCAGCUUUAUCGGUUAGGAGGAAUGCCAUAUGUUCUCAACAUCUGGAUGUACAAAUGUUGUUCUGAAGUAGAUAAAGAUAUUGCUUGUCGUAUUGGUAAUGGUAUCCCGAGGAUAUGUAACUGGUUUGUUGUUGGAACAAAGCCUAAAUUCAAAAAGUUCAUGAAUGGAAUGUUUAGCAAGGUAAUUUCUAUUUAUUUUCAAUCUCUUUUUGUAGUUUGUGUUGCACACAUGGAAUUUUCUUUUAUGUUUUCAAUAUAUAUAUUCUUGUCAAUAUAUGAUUAAGCAUGUAACUUGUUUAUACUAUAGUAUAUAUGAUGAUCAGACAUCUUUCAUAUCAAUCCAUGCAACAAAAUAAACUUUUUUCACUGUUUCAUCAUACAUUACAGUACUCAUAUGAUACAUUCACAUACUUAACAGUAUAGUUUUUGGUAUACCACUACAUGUUAUAUAGAAUACUGAUACAUUAUUGCCAUUACAUUCAUAUCACUAUAUUUGUUAUUUUUUUCAAUCUUAAUUAUAGUAUGUGUACACCAACAUUAGUCCUACAGUUGAUGAGCUAAAAUGUCUUCAACUGCCAAAUCAUGAUGGAAUGGAUUUGAAAGAUUCUGUCAAUUCGACUUUGCCAUCCACAUCUUGUAGACAACUGAUAAAAGUUGAUCAGAAAGGUAAAAUGUCAGCUGGUUCAUUACUCUUGGAUGAUUUUGAUGAUUUUACUACACCACCGCCGGACUGUUAAAUAGGACAAAAGCCAAGUCUGCUAUAACUUUGGCACCGCCUUCAAAAAGAAGAAAGACAAACAUUAAGCAAAAGGAAUCGGUGACAGAUCAAGAAAAGAUUAAAUGUCACCCCUCUGUUAAAGAAGUCAAUAAAGCACCUUCUGGCACAUCAAACACAAUUACUGACCCAAUCAAUGAAGAAGCUCCAUAUGAACCAUCUUUAAUGGAUUUCGGCAAACAGACACCAAUAGCAGAACAAAACCAACCAGCUGUGGAAAGUGUGUGUGAGUCUACACAAAAAAAUAAUGUGUCUGGAGGAACAUACCAUGAACAAGUUUUGAUGAAAGUUGAUAUGAAUGCAAUUGAAUCAUUAGUCAAGACAUAUGUAAGUGCAACAUGAGUUUUAAAAAAAAAAUUGGCUUUAUUGACAUAACUAAUUUACUCUAUUAAACUUAUGCAGGUUGAUAAAUGAUUUGAUGACAUUGAAGCAUUAAUGAAAAAACAUCAUGAAGAAAUGAAAAAACAACAUGAAGAAAUGAUGUUAGCUAUGAAGGAGAACCAUGAUGCUCCACAAAAAGUUAUUAUUGAAACCGAUAGUCCAAAUAAAGAUGUGGAAAAGAAUGAGCCACAUGGUGAUGAUUUGGGAACUCCGAAAGAACAUCCAAAGGAUAUUCCAGAAAUGAAUGAUGAUGGAAAUGAUGUAUAUACUGGAGAUAAAAAGCGGGAUGAAAACCCUUCAAAUGAGUCUUCUCACAACUUUAAUUUUGAUGAUCCGGCUUUUCGGAGACAGACUAUUGAAGUUCAAAAUGUACAGAAGGAAAGUGAAACUGAGGUUAAGAAUGCUGCAUUUCAGCAUUCCAUUAAUAACACCAUAGAUGACUUUUCCUCACCGGUUAGUGCAAUACAAUCUGAAGAGCUUUUACAGAAAGAAAAUCUCCCUGAUCUCAUUUUACCAACAAAUAAUACUGGAGUUCAAAAUGAACUGCAGCUGUAUCUAACAAUUUGCAUUUUCCAAGUGUCCUGCACUGUGAUAUCAUUUGAAGCAUUUCAGGAAAUGAUAGAUAAUAUCAUAACUGACAUGUCUACACCAAUCAUUGCAGUGGCAGUAAACUCCGAAGAUUUUUCUAAAAAAGCCAAUCUUCCUGAUCCGUCCUUACAAACGGCCAAUGUUGAAGUUCCAAAUGAAAUGCGGGAGUUUACCAAUGUUAUUUCAACCGAUUCGUCUCAGGAAUCGAUAGAUAACAUUAUAGCUGGAAUUUCCACACCAGUUGUUGCAAUGAAAAUGAAGUCUGUUAGUCCCACUGAAAUGAACGACAAUGAAUGUCAAAUCCAUGGUGCUCGGUUUCAAUCAGAUCUUCCCGAAGUAGAAUUGGGUAAAUAG